Vitis riparia (riverbank grape) is the source of this 1524-nucleotide messenger RNA. RefSeq names its product UPF0496 protein At3g19330. The record is from RefSeq and is a predicted model, not a curated record. The transcript has 2 exons. The coding region runs from base 246 to 1373 and encodes 375 amino acids. Lineage: Eukaryota; Viridiplantae; Streptophyta; Magnoliopsida; Vitales; Vitaceae.
AGUUGCGACUUGCGAGGCAAGGGAGCUUAGGGAACCUGGUAAAAGACCUAGAAGAAAUAGUCAACGUCAUUUUUGGCCGAUUGGUGGCUAAGACUCAAGAGAUCCAAGCGACUCAAAUGAAUGAAGAGCAUUGAGGAAUGAUUGGGGUGGUAGAGAAGUAGCGAAGAUGUACUGCUGAGGGAUUUCAAGGAGUCCAGUCCAGUUCAAAGUUAGGCUUGGAGCGUGGGAGCUUGGAGGGGCACGAAAUGCUGCAAUGCUUGUCCCUCAAAUCAUGGGCGUCAACUUCAACAACCACAGCUCCUGCAGUUGAGAAUUCUAGAGAGGACACACCAAGAUCGAUCUCUCAAACUUCUCCCACCGUCAAUCUAACCCGCGAAUACACCCUCGCUGUCCAAACCAAUUCCUACAACGAGAUAUGGUCCAAGAUUCACGUCCGCCACCAGGAUGACUACACAAACACAGACCCAGACCAAGACACAGACGGGGAGCGAGAAGAGAAUGUCCAGCAGUUGCGGUUGGCCCAUGUCCUUCGACCCGACCGAGAAUGUGUCCAGGAUGCCCUUCAGCAUGCAAGGUCCAACACCCUCACCCGUCUUGUCUCUGACUACUUCGAUCACAGCGAGAACACAUCCAAACUCUGUCUCCUUCUCCACCGUAGCGUCCAUCACGCCCACUCUCUCUAUUCCCCUCUUCAUGACCUCCUCGAUAUUCUUCCCCUUGAUUCCGAUUCACUUACCGAAUCCCAGUGCAAUCAGGCCUUUGAUGUCUUCCUCCAAUUCGAUAGUCUUGACAAUCCUUUCCCCUGUCCUGACUCCCAUAAUUUCCGUGACAUGCGCCGCUGCUUCUCUCAACUUAAGGAACAACUUGACGGCCAUAUCCGAAAGUCCCGGUCUAAGAUUCGCCUUAUCCGCCGUGCAACCGCUGGAUCCGCCUUCUGUUUCAUUGGCACUGCCGUUGGGGUUGCCAUAUCUGCUGUCGCAAUUGCUACUCAUACACUCGUUGCCCUUAUUGCCCCACUAUUCACUGUAUUCCUUCCUCCCAGGCUCUCUAAGAAAGAGCUUGCCCAUGGGGCACAGCUUGAUGCUGCAGCUAGGGGUACUUAUGUUCUAUGCCAUGAUCUGGGCACCAUUGACAGCCUCGUGGCAUGGUUGCACACUGCUGUUGAGGGUGACAAGCGUCUCAUUCGCCUUGGAUUGGAGGGGGGCAGGGAUACCAUCCAAGUGGUGGCCAAGCAUCUCUGCAAAAACCAUCUCUAUUUCCUCCAACAACUUAAGGAUCUUGAGGAACAUAUAUGCCUCUGCUUUACCACAGUCAACAGAGCCAGGUCUCUACUCCUAAGAGAGAUCGAUCUUCAUCAAAGUUCUAAUUCCUAACCAAUUUGCCUAUAUGAACCAUCUCUAUUUCUUUUUAACAUUUACUUCCCAGUCCGAUUGUGUAUAUUAAAGAUGCCUGUCAAUCCUAAGGAAGAACUAAAAACUUUUCUUCAUUUAUAUCUGCUUAUAAUUACUGUUACUGCCUACAAAA